Exserohilum turcica Et28A is the source of this 1143-nucleotide messenger RNA. RefSeq lists its product as uncharacterized. NCBI's taxonomy places the organism in Eukaryota, Fungi, Ascomycota, Dothideomycetes, Pleosporales, Pleosporaceae. The record is from RefSeq and is a predicted model, not a curated record. The annotation marks the transcript as partial. The transcript has a single exon.
CACGGCAGGCGGAGCUCAAUCCCCUCUGGCCUCUACUCCAAGUCGACGCCCAACCUGCCCACGCUGGGCGGCUUCAAUGGCGAGGGCCACGACGCGCACGACGUGAAAUCCCCUCGACGGACCGCGACCCGCCCGGGCCCAAGUCCGCUGUCGCCGGCAUCGAAUGGUGGCCAUUCUGAGGCGGCGUCAGACAACCACGACGCUGACUACGACGACGAGGGGGCCUUUGCCGUGCGCGAUGGGCAGAGCGACGACUCGUGCGAGGAUGACGACUCCGACUCCGACGACAACAGCAACAGCAACAACAACGUCGAUGUGCGCGCCGCUCGCGGCCUCUACACGUCCAGGUCGUCGUCGCAUCUGCCCCAGCAUCCCGCCACGACGCUCUUCCCGCCCUUUUACAACCGCCCGCCCAACCCUCUGCCGCCGUCGCCGUCGCUGACCUCGCUCCUCCGCCCUGCCUUCAGCCGCCCGACAUCGCGGCCGACGACGCCAGACUCGUCCGAUGUCGACACGUCGGGCAGGGCUGGCUCGCACAAGAACGGCACCAGCACGCCCACGUCCAACACGACCAACCUGGCCAACUCGGCACGCCACGCCCCGACGGUCCCGCGGGCGUCGCCAAAGGUUCCCACGUACGAGUACUACGGCUUCGCCCUGUAUCUCGGCAGCUCGGCCGCCUUUCUCAUGUACAUCCUCUGGGCCUAUGUGCCCGCGCCCAUGCUGCACCAGAUGGGCAUACACUACUACCCCAACCGCUGGUGGGCCCUCGCCGUGCCGUGCUGGCUCGUCGUGCUCGUCGUCUACAUCUACGUGGCCCUGGCGAGCUACAACACGCGCUACCUGACGCUGCCGCUGAGCAGCUGCGAGAACCUGGUGGACGAAUGCGCCCAGAUUGCCGCCGUCGACCGCACCACGCGCCAGAUUGUGCGCGACCCCAUCCUGCUGACGGACAGGCUGCACCAGAGGGACAAGGACAAAGACACUAGACCAAGUGCGCCCCCCAGCCGUCGAGGCUCCUUUUCGGCCUACCAGUUCGACGCAUCACAUGACGUCGACUGGAAGAGCCUCUGGAGCAUAGGCACCGAUGCCGUCAUGGAUGUGCCCAUUGGCGGCGUGUGCGAAAUACUCUACGGCAGCGAC